This is a messenger RNA of Mus pahari (shrew mouse), 2193 nucleotides long. It is a transcript of the gene Psat1, whose product is annotated as phosphoserine aminotransferase 1. The record is from RefSeq and is a predicted model, not a curated record. Gene Ontology annotation, biological process: L-serine biosynthetic process. Gene Ontology annotation, molecular function: pyridoxal phosphate binding; O-phospho-L-serine:2-oxoglutarate transaminase activity. Lineage: Eukaryota; Metazoa; Chordata; Mammalia; Rodentia; Muridae. Gene Ontology annotation, cellular component: cytoplasm. Bases 132 to 1244 code for a protein of 370 amino acids. The transcript has 9 exons.
GUUGCCUGAGACAGCGAACCAAUGGAGCGCCGACUCAGCAAGCUGAAGCCCGCUCUGCCUUUGCAUCCGGAGACGCGGGCUGUUCGCGUGGUCUCUGCUCCUGCCACUUCCCCUACUGUCGCCUUAGCACCAUGGAAGGCACCAAGCAAGUGGUUAACUUUGGGCCCGGGCCUGCCAAGCUGCCACACUCGGUAUUGUUGGAGAUCCAGAAGCAACUACUAGACUACAGAGGACUCGGCAUCAGUGUGCUUGAGAUGAGUCACAGGUCAUCAGAUUUCGCGAAGAUUAUUGGCAACACAGAGAAUCUUGUGAGGGAAUUGCUGGCUGUUCCCAACAACUACAAGGUGAUCUUUGUCCAAGGAGGUGGCUCUGGCCAGUUCAGUGCUGUCCCCUUAAAUCUGAUUGGCCUGAAAGCUGCAAGGUGUGCUGACUACGUGGUGACCGGAGCUUGGUCAGCUAAGGCUGCAGAAGAAGCCAAGAAGUUUGGGACUGUGAACAUUGUCCACCCUAAACUCGGAAGUUACACCAAAAUUCCAGACCCAAGCACCUGGAACCUCAACCCAGACGCCUCCUAUGUAUACUUCUGUGCAAACGAGACUGUGCAUGGGGUGGAGUUUGACUUCGUACCUGACGUCAAGGGAGCCGUGCUGGUCUGUGACAUGUCCUCAAACUUCUUAUCCAGGCCGGUGGACGUGUCCAAGUUUGGUGUGAUUUUCGCUGGUGCUCAGAAGAAUGUCGGCUCUGCCGGGGUGACGGUGGUGAUUAUCCGGGAUGACCUGCUGGGGUUCUCGCUCAGAGAGUGCCCAUCAGUCCUUGACUACAAAGUGCAGGCUGGGAACAACUCUUUGUAUAACACUCCUCCGUGUUUCAGCAUCUACGUCAUGGGCAUGGUCCUGGAAUGGAUCAAGAACAAUGGCGGGGCCACAGCCAUGGAGAAGCUCAGCUCCAUCAAAUCCCAAAUGAUUUACGAGAUCAUUGAUAAUUCUCAAGGAUUUUAUGUAUGUCCAGUGGAGCGCCAGAAUAGAAGCAGGAUGAACAUUCCAUUUCGCAUCGGCAACACCAAAGGAGAUGAAGCUUUGGAAAAGCGAUUUCUUGAUAAGGCGGUAGAACUCAACAUGAUCUCCUUGAAGGGGCACAGGUCAGUGGGAGGCAUCCGCGCCUCUCUGUAUAACGCUGUCACCACCGAGGACGUUGAGAAGCUGGCUGCCUUCAUGAAGAAUUUUUUGGAGAUGCAUCAGCUGUGAACAUGACCAGCCAUGCUCUGCCUGUGAGCAGGCCGCAGCGUUUAGAGUAACUUGGGAUUGACUACGGAAACUUAACAGACGCGGAUUUUUUUUUUUUCCCCAAAUACAUGCUUAUUACAGAUUCCUUUCUCAAAAAGAAUAACGACUAAACAUCGGGGCACUGCAGGGCUGAGGAAACUCCCAGCUAAUGGCCACCUCCAUUCUCACGUGACCUGGAAGCAUUUUGAAGGCUUCGUUUCCUGUUGCUUUUCUAAUGAAUUCAGCCUGUCAGUCAUCUUUGCUUCCCCCUUCUCUAGGUGGAUUGAAGGACAGGCCUUGGACUUUACCCUGCUGGUUCCAACUGGUUAUUAUUAGGAGCAUAUCACGAGGAGGUUGAGAAGCCCUGUGGGCUGGAUUGACAGCGGCGAGUUUGCUGGGUUCUGCAGCUGUUGGUUAAAGUCAACGGCGACUCACGAGCGUUUAGGAUCUGUGUACUGCUAUUCCCAUAAAGAGAUAGGUGUGAUAUGCUGUGUUUAUGGAGUGGGUAUUGUUUUAAACACUGUAUGGUUUGUGACUAUGCCUUUAUAUUUCUAACGGUACAGUUCUGUAGAGGCUUUUAGAGUUUGUCCAUGACUCUGUGCAUGACUGUCAUCUGUUCUAGUCACUUGCACCCUCCACCUACUGCCUUCUAAAGCUGCGUCAUGAGAAGGAUCUACACGUUCCAUGAGUCUCUUUUCUUGCCACAAGUAGAAGAAAUGGUUGGUUCUUUGCUUUUCAGUUAGGCCGUUAGACAAAACUCAGUCGCACCCCUGCCUUCCACCCCUAAACUGUGAUCACGUGGCUGUUUUUGUAGUUUAACCAGGGCAACACUAUACAUUCCAGAGCUAUACAUUGCUGAGGUCUUUUCCGUUGUUCAUGUAUCAUUGUUUUCAAUCGACUGUAUGAAAACCAUUAAAGUCCUAAGUCACCU